AUGUCACAGUGACAGCGCUGACAAGAUGGCGGAAGGCGCUCUGGCUGAGUGAGGCGGACGCUGCUAACAUCAGUUACACGGAAGAUCGUUUGCGUUGUUUCCUCCCCCCGUGGCGUGUGACGGCCUUCGGAUUAUAGAAGCGGAGCCCCGACGAGCAGCGACGCCCGGCCGGCUGAUCCGGGACAGGAACAGUCGAGCGCCGAGACGCGGAGCGCUGCGGGGAGCGUCCUCCGGGGAGCCCAGUCCGCGUCCUCCGACACACACACGCCGCUUUCCGUCUCCUCUGCUUCACUCUGCGCGGCGCCAUGGCUCAUUCCCCGGUGCAGAGCGGCCUGCCGGGCAUGCAGAACCUAAAGGCGGACCCAGAAGAGCUGUUCACCAAGCUCGAGAAGAUCGGGAAAGGCUCCUUCGGGGAGGUCUUCAAAGGCAUUGACAAUCGGACUCAAAAAGUCGUAGCCAUUAAGAUAAUAGACCUCGAAGAAGCAGAGGAUGAAAUAGAGGACAUCCAGCAGGAGAUAACCGUCCUGAGCCAGUGCGACAGUCCCUUUGUGACGAAGUACUACGGAUCCUAUUUGAAGGGCACAAAGCUGUGGAUUAUCAUGGAGUAUUUGGGUGGCGGCUCUGCACUGGAUUUGCUGGAGCCGGGAGCUCUGGAUGAGACACAGAUCGCCACGAUCCUCAGAGAGAUCCUGAAAGGGCUCGAGUACCUGCACUCAGAGAAGAAGAUCCACAGAGACAUUAAAGCUGCCAACGUCUUGCUGUCGGAGCAGGGAGACGUGAAGCUAGCAGAUUUCGGCGUGGCGGGACAGCUGACGGACACGCAGAUCAAGAGGAAUACGUUUGUGGGCACACCUUUCUGGAUGGCGCCCGAGGUCAUCAAGCAGUCUGCGUAUGACUCUAAAGCGGACAUCUGGUCACUGGGCAUCACGGCGAUAGAGCUGGCAAAGGGAGAGCCCCCACACUCAGACCUGCACCCCAUGAAGGUGCUCUUCCUCAUCCCAAAGAACAAUCCGCCCACGCUGGAGGGGAACUACAGCAAGCCCCUCAAGGAGUUUGUGGAGGCCUGCUUGAACAAGGAGCCCAGCUUCAGGCCGACGGCCAAAGAGCUUCUGAAGCACAAGCUGAUCAUGAGGCAUGCCAAGAAGACGUCCUACCUGACCGAGCUGAUAGACCGCUACAGGCGAUGGAAGGCGGAGAAAUCCCGCGAGGAGUCCAGCUCCGACGAGUCCGACUCGGAGCACGAUGGCCAGGCAGCAGGAGGCGACGACGGUGGCAGUGAUGACUGGAUCUUCAGCACCAUUCGGGAGAAGGACCCCAAGCGGCUGCAGAACGGGGCUGCACAGCAGGAGGAGCUGGAGAGGAGCGAGGUAGCAGACUUACGGAAGAGGCCUCCAUCGCAGAGCCUGUCCACCAUCAUUUCCCCUCUUUUCGCUGAGCUGAAGGAGAAGAAUGAGGCAUCCGGAGCCAAGCUGGAAGCUCUGGAGGAGCUGAGAGAGGCCAUCUUCCUUGCCGAGGAGGCCUAUCCAGGGAUCUCAGACUCUAUGGUGUCCGAACUGGUGCAGAGACUCCAGAGGUUCUCAUUGGCUAGGGCGUCGUCCUCCAACCAAUAGGAGCUGCCGUCUGCCCCCAGGGAGGGACAGCAGCCCCAUCACAGCCAUCAGGUCCCCCACCUCCAAUAUUCACAAGCCGAAAUGAAGUCUCUGGAGGGCCUUCAGUUUUUAGAGCUUAAAGCGAAUUUAUUCCACUUUUUUUUGUCAUAGUGCACAUAUAAAUAGCAGGAGCAUUAACUGAUGGAGGGUCCAGUAACUCUGUCAAGGUGGGUCGUCAGCAGUGUCCUGUCCGACUUGCACGUGUUUGAGGUCCAAAUGCUUGUAGGAUCUCUAGCUAAUGGGGGCUGAAUCUCAGUAUCUGCUGUGAGUGUUUCCAUUCCUUUUUAAAUAAAUAGCUGCCCCCUCUUCUUCCGCCGUUUGCUCGGAAUAGAUUAAAAAACAAACAAAAAAAAAAAACUAUACGAAGACUGCAUCUGGAACCUCCAAUACAGUGUCUGAAGAUGAAUGUGCAUGUGUGCGAUACUCACACGUUACUCGCGCGUGCACAUGAAGAUCAUCCUUAACCUCGCUAAGGAGACGAGCAUCUACUGAAACCUCAGGUAUUCUGCUUUAAGUGGACACGCCCUCCCAGAGAUGGAGGUCAGUGUGUUGGGUGGGUGUACAAAAGUGUGUACAUAGUCAUUUUUACCGGCAUUUGCGUAAAGAAAUCACUGUGUAUAAACAGCCAAGUGCUCCUGUAGAUAAUGUUAGUAGGUAAAUAUUUAAACUGAGUUUCUCACAAAUGGCCAUAACUGAAAAUUGCCUUGUCUUUGCUACUCCAUGUUUAUUUUUUGGGCCUUUUGUUUUCCUUUUUUUUUUUUUUUUUAGAAAAAUAAAUUCUUCAAAGGUUUUAUCAUCCGAUUUAAAGUUGAAGCCCUGUUGUUUUUUAAAUGACUACUGAAGGUACCUCGCUGUGGGGGGGGUGGGGGAUCCUCGUACCCGCAGCCGCUCACGUUAGGCCUGAUGAGUUCCCCUGCUGUUCUGUUUGAUCUUGUCCCAGUGAGCAGAGUGUCUUCUUUAGUACAGUGGGAACAUUAUGACCAAAUUGAUCUACGCAGCUCCGUUUCAGGGCAGCCUUGCCCGCGUUUUGUUUGCUUAGACUUCAUCAUUCCUUUGUGUUUAGUGCAGCGUCGCACCCGUUCCCUUCCUCAGCCGCUCCGGUGAUUUUUAGGCGCAGACUCCCAGCUCCCCCACUUCCACCUGAACUGCAGCCAGGUUGCGCCGUCAUCCGCAUGCAUUUUAAAAGUCGUGGCAACCAACUGCUGCGGCGUUUCUGAGGCGCAGCCGACGGCUUGUUUUGCAUCCUUGCGUUUAAUUGCAUUUUGCUCUACAAACCCUAGGCAGCCAUAAGGAAUUAGCAUAACUAUAUGUGUGUGUGUGUGUGUGUGUGUGUGUGUGUGUGUGUGUGUGUGUGUGUGUGUGUGUGUGUGUGUGUGUGUGUGUAUAAAUAGGGUACAAGUCAUCUGUAACGAAGGACGUCUCUGAACAUACAUCAUAACUUGGCCGUCGCCGGUCUAACCCAUGUGGAAAUCGAUGGCUUUGUGCCAGUAAGAGAGCACGUGUGCUUGGCGUGGGAGCGACGUGAAGCACGUGACCGGCCCUUGGGCCAGUUUGCUGUACGGGUUUGAGGACGCCAGGCUCGGUAUAUGUCGCAUUUGCUGUGCAUGUGGAGACCUGCUUCAAACUCACAGCCGCAUUUACUUAACGCAUUCUGUCUGGCUUGCCGUCUUUCACUGGUGACAAGUAUCGUUUAGAGCAGUAACUUUAAUGAACGCCCCACACUGGGUAAUUUUUAUAAUGUGCUGCGUGAUUCAUUUGCAUUUAGGCGAAUGCUUCGCCUGUUUCAGGAGGACCCUAUACUCUGAUGCAAAGAGAGAUCUAGUUGAUUUUGGUUUUGUUUUGUCAUGCACACAGGCAGGAAGACCCCCCCCCCCCCAGAUCCCAUAAAAAACAGGCUCAGGGCCUCCCAGAGGUGUUCUGUGUUACUACCGGAUACCAGUCUAUCCGACAGUUCCUGUCACCCUGUAGUCUCUCAGAAAAAGUGCCAUUCCUUUCCAUCAGCCCUUUCCGGUAGCUGUACAUGAACCUUGUAAAGACUGUUCAGUUGAUUUUUAUUCUGUUGCACUUUGAAGCAUUUUAGUAUUUAAAACCUGGUACUCAAGGCUGCAAUGUUAUGUCGUUUCAUACAUGAUUGCUACUGUACCUUUGCAAGUAUGGCAAUAAAAUAGGUUGUCAGGAUGCAUUCAGCACAGGUAUAUUGUAUGGAAUCAAAGGAAAAAUACAAUAUUUUUAUAAUUGUACAAGAAACUAUUGUAGUUCAGAGUAAAUUUUAAAUCUGGUCAUCUAUGAUAGGAUUACUUAUUACAGAAGUUAAUUUCUUUCUGUAACAUUGCUGACAGUUUAGUCACAUAUACUCCUUGCUCAUGUCAUUAAAAACAGAAAGGUAUUUAAAUCCUUGUAAGCUUAAGUGACUGAGGAAAAAUAAAAUUCUAAUUUACACAA
Brienomyrus brachyistius is the source of this 4091-nucleotide messenger RNA. RefSeq names its product serine/threonine-protein kinase 24. The record is from RefSeq and is a predicted model, not a curated record. Gene Ontology annotation, molecular function: protein kinase activity; ATP binding. The coding region runs from base 306 to 1610 and encodes 434 amino acids. NCBI's taxonomy places the organism in Eukaryota, Metazoa, Chordata, Actinopteri, Osteoglossiformes, Mormyridae. Gene Ontology annotation, biological process: protein phosphorylation. The transcript is spliced from 12 exons.